Histoplasma mississippiense is the source of this 2721-nucleotide messenger RNA. RefSeq lists its product with no specific name. The coding region runs from base 1 to 2721 and encodes 906 amino acids. The record is from RefSeq and is a predicted model, not a curated record. Gene Ontology annotation, molecular function: zinc ion binding; DNA-binding transcription factor activity, RNA polymerase II-specific; transcription cis-regulatory region binding. Gene Ontology annotation, biological process: positive regulation of transcription by RNA polymerase II. Gene Ontology annotation, cellular component: nucleus. Lineage: Eukaryota; Fungi; Ascomycota; Eurotiomycetes; Onygenales; Ajellomycetaceae. The transcript has a single exon.
AUGACGACCUCUUCGUGUCCACGGCCUCUCGAGGCUCGACAAAUGGAUCCAUCCUAUGCUUUCGCUACACCUGCACCGCGAAAAAGACGUAGAAAAGCUGCUGGCAAUGGUGCGGCCGACGACUGCUUUACCUGCGCUAAUCGCAGUAUCCAAUGCGAUCGACGACGUCCAUACUGCACCCAGUGUCUGGGUUUGGGUGUGCAGUGCUCGGGUUACAAGACCACCUUGACAUGGGGAGUUGGCGUAGCUAGUCGAGGCAAACUGCGCGGGCUCUCCUGGCCUGUUUCUGGCUCCCAACAAGCUGCUUCUGCCACCGUCGCGGAUUCCACUCGACAAGCAGCCGAAGCGGAACGCCGUCCUACUCCGUCUUCGUUCCAAGUGCGUUCGGCCUCUAAGGAAGCCACCCGCCCUGCCUCGAAACGCCCUCGACUCAAUCGACGGCCCAGGAAGGCCACCACAGCGACCACUACCGAUCCGCUGCUGCACGUCGAUGUGACCAUUUUUCCAUCAUCUGUCUCCUCUAACAAUGGUAUUUCUCAAACCAGCACACCCGCUGGCUCGUCGAUGAAGUCUGCUCAACAGUCGCAGAGAGAGAUCAAACAUCCGCUUCCUGUAAAUUCCGCGGCUGCCGUGCUAUCAAGUCGUCAUAACCAUGGCCGUGCUGUUCUUCUCCGAAGGCCAAAGGCCGAGUCUGACCAUGUCGAACCUUUACCUGGGAGCCCAUGUCUCAAUAGGACCACCGCGCGUCCUCUCCACCUACGUGCUUCCCACCCAGCCAUAAGCAAUAACGAUGUCAACAACAUGUGUUCAAAUUCAACGUCGGUAGUACAGGGAUAUAGCUUGAGGAAUAGCUGGAAUCAUAAUUCUUUCGCAAAAUCUCAAUUUGAAGCUCUUCCCCUCUGCCCGCAGAGGGAUACAUAUUACGCGAAUAGCGAAGAACCGGAGGAAAGCGCAGACACAACCUCUCUUACCCAGACGCUCAAAGAAGGAUCUACGCCUCCUAAUUGCUCUCUGCUCAAUGCCGACCAUCGAGACGCUAAUACCCCAAACCAGACUUCAUUUGUCCCACAGCCCAUGCCCAUGCAACUCAUUGGCGGGACACCUCGCAUGCAGUAUCUCAUCAGCUACUAUGCUGAAGUCAUAUCCCCUGUUAUCGUCGCUUUUGAUAGCCCGGCAAACCCCUACCGCAUGUUUAUUCUCGAACUUGCCAAGAGUAGCGACACCUUACAGCAUGCUAUUGCGGCGCUUUCCUUGAGCAACCUCAGACAGCGGAAAAUGCACAGCGGUUUGUCUACGGGGAAAACGUUGCCAGUUCGCAUGUCCUUGACCGCCCAUUAUCGUCUGGCAGGACUGUCUUGCGAGGAGGGACUUGGAAGACUAGGUGUCGAAGAGCAGCAGAAGGAAGAGUUAUUCCACAAAGCAAUGGCAAUCAAAUCACUUAAUGCUCAGCUGGCACAUCCUACCCAAAGGUUUGCGGACAGCGUCCUUGCCACGGUGCUCGUCCUGUGUCUUUUCCACAUGUGUGAUACAGGGGUUUCUAAGUUCCAACCUCAACUUGCUGGCGUAAAGAAGCUGCUUGCCCUGCGAAGGAGCGCUAAUAGGAAUUCCUCUAACCUUGUAAAUUGGUAUACACGUAUGUUCGUUUGGUUUGAUGUGAUGACCGCGACCAUCAACAAUCGUGACUGCGAAUUUACCGGUGACUACCUGGAUAUUGUUUCCAGCGGCAAUGAUGACUGGGCGUUUGCGAACCUAGCGGGAUGCGAUGGCUCAAUGUUUAAAAUGAUCGGCCAGCUGGGCCGUCUGAACAUGCUGAGCCAGGAGAGAGCAAAGGACCCUUGCUCUUCCGUGAAUGAACAGCCUGUCGCAACAGCUCUUCUCCCACCGAACAUGCUCCACAAAACCUCCCUACCGCCCCCAUUCAAAGAAACCUACAAUAACACAAAUCCAAUCCAACUCCAUGCGGAACAUACCAUUCAACAACCACCACCAUCAACACCAGCGGACUUCGACUCCCGCGCAGAAUUCUGGCGAGAAUGGCAGGCGCUGCGCCAGAGACUCGAAUCCUGGCACCUCCAGCUGCCCGAUGGCUACCACACAAUAGAUUCCGCAACCAUCGCCUCCCCAUACCAGUACUCCGCAUCCUCACCACUAACUCCCGCACAUCUAUCCCCCACAAAACUUUCCGACCUCUCUAACAUUUCUGAAUCCUUCCGUUACUCCGCUCUUCUCUAUCUCGAACGCCUCGCAAACCCCAACCUCCCAUCCUUCCACCCGCGCAUCCAAAGGCUCGUCUCCGCCUCCCUCCAUUACAUCAGCGCCGUCAAGUCCGAUGUCUACCUCCUCUGGCCGCUCUUCGUGACCGGCGCGGAGUGUACCCUCGAAGACCAUCGCGCAUUAAUUCGCCAGCGCUGUUCUGAUAUUCAGAAUGAUUCGGGCUUUAUCAACAAUCUCGCCUCCCUGCGGGUGCUAGAGAAGAUCUGGGCUGCAGAUUCUGGUGAUUGGAAGUCUGAGAAGCAGCAACCGACUUCCUCGGUGGUGAUGGCUUCCACGGGCAUGAAGGAGAAUAGAUCCCCUGAGCGUCGGGAGAACGUGGAUACGGGAUUUGGGGAUGGCGCGGCAGUCGGUUUUAUGCCACUGGCAGUCCCAGAAGGUGGUGAAGCGUUUAAAUGGAGGAGAAUUAUGAAUUUAGAGGGAUUGGAUGGAGAGUAUAUUGUGGUUUAA